Messenger RNA from Pelobates fuscus (common spadefoot toad), 4386 nucleotides. It is a transcript of the gene TRIM32, whose product is annotated as tripartite motif containing 32. Gene Ontology annotation, molecular function: ubiquitin protein ligase activity; protein binding; zinc ion binding. Bases 126 to 2078 code for a protein of 650 amino acids. The transcript has a single exon. The record is from RefSeq and is a predicted model, not a curated record. NCBI's taxonomy places the organism in Eukaryota, Metazoa, Chordata, Amphibia, Anura, Pelobatidae. Gene Ontology annotation, biological process: protein K48-linked ubiquitination. Gene Ontology annotation, cellular component: cytoplasm.
GUCCUCGGCAUCACGUGACCACUGGAGUCACAUGACCCGCUGGUGUUCUACGUGACGUCACAGGUUCACCCGGACAGGAAGUUGUUGUUGAUGCUGCUGCUGGCCAGCACACUCAGGCAGGUAUCAUGGCAGCUGCAGCCCCUUCCUUCAACGUGGACGCCCUGCGGGAGGUGCUGGAGUGCCCCAUCUGUAUGGAGACCUACACAGAGGAGCAGCUGCGGCCCAAGCUCCUGCACUGCGGGCACUCCACCUGUAGGCAGUGUCUGGAGAAGCUCCUGGCCAGCACCAUCAAUGGCGUCCGCUGCCCUUUCUGCAGCAGAGUGACCCAUGUGGGCAGUGUGAGCCAGCUGUCAGACAACCUGACCGUGCUGAAGAUCAUUAACACGGCAGAGCUGGGCCAAGCUGUCACCAGGCUCAUGUGCAAGGACUGUGGCCGCAGGUUGCCCAGGGGCUUCUGCAAGAGCUGUGCUGUGCUGCUGUGUGAGGCCUGCAGGGAAGAGGGCCACAGCCAGCCUGGACACCCUGUGCUCUCAUUGAGGGAUGCUGCCAAUGAGUCCAGGAGGCUGCUGGAGGGGAGGCUCACACGGCUUAGACAACGAAUGCUGGACAUACAGAAGAGGAAGGCCUCCCUGGAAGGCAUCUCAGCCAUGCUAAAGUGCAAGUACAAGGCAGUGCUACAGGACUACAACAAGGAAGAGUCCCGUGUCCAGGAAGAGCUAGCCAGGUCUCGCAAACUCUUCACUGCUUCUCUGUCUGAAGUGGAGAAGAUCAACACACAGCUCCUGGACGAGCAGGCAUACCUGCUGAACAUCACCGAGGUCCAGUUGGUGUCCAGAUGUGAUUACCUUCUUCUCAAGAUAAAACAAUCAGACACCGCUCUUUUGGAAGAAUCUGUGGAUGAAGAGGAACCUGAACUUGCAGCUGAUUUGCCCAAAGAGAUCACCUUGCAAGAUGCAGAAUUCUUUAAAGUAGGUUAUGUUGACCCUCUGCAGGUAGGAGAAGUGGUCAAGAAACCAUACACUGUGAAUGUGCAGGAGAUUCAGCCUGAAAUUUCGGGUUUUUCACUGGUUCCGUGUAAUGAUCUAGAGAUGUUGUCAGAAGAAGUUAGCACUGUGGUGGCACAGUGUCCUUCACCUCCCAUCAACCGGAUACCAGAAGCAGCCUGCAACUUGCAGCAGUGCCAGUUCCUCAGGAAGAUGGGGUCGAAAGGCAAUAUGCCAGGCAUGUUUAAUCUCCCUGUCAGUCUGCACAUAACUCCACUGGGAGAAGUGCUUGUGGCUGACAGGGGUAACCAUAGAAUCCAGCUUUUUAACAGGAAAGGCUUUCAUAAAGAAAUCAGACGAAGCCCAAGUGGCAUUGACACUUUUGUGCUGAGUUUCUUGGGGGCAGAUCUCCCCAAUUUAAUUCCACUUUCGGUAACUGUAAACUGCCAUGGACUGAUUGGAGUUACAGACCACUAUGAUAACUCUGUGAAGGUGUAUACAAUGGAGGGACGCUGUAUCACUUGUCACAGGAGCCAACUGAGCAAGCCAUGGGGCAUCACAGCCAUGCCAUCCGGUCAAUUUGUAGUCACUGAUGUGGAAGGGGGGAAACUGUGGUGUCUUACUGUAGAUCGCAGUCUGGGAGUUGUCAAAUACAGUCGUCUCUGUAGUGCUGUUCGUCCAAAAUUUGUAACUUGUGAUCAGGAAGGUACUGUGUACUUUACCCAAGGUCUAGGCCUGAACCUGGAGAACCGGCAAUGUGAGCAUCAUCUUGAAGGAGGCUUUUCUAUUGGCUCUGUGGGGCCUGAUGGCCAGCUGGGUCGACAAAUUAGUCAUUUUUUCUCUGAGAAUGAGGACUUCCGAUGCAUUGCGGGAAUGUGUGUUGGUGCCAGGGGAGAUUUGAUUGUUGCAGAUAGUGGUCGCAAAGAAAUUCUUAAUUUUCCUAAAAGUGGAGGAUAUAGUGUAUUAAUUAAAGAGGGAUUGAUUUGUCCUGUAGGUGUUUCUGUCACCCCAAAGGGGCAAUUGUUGGUCCUUGAUUGUUGGGAUCACUGUAUUAAAAUAUACAGUUAUAAUAUACGCAGGUACUCUACACCUUAGGAAUAAAGUUAUAAAAAUCAUGAGCUGUGCCCAAGUCAACGUGAAUUUUUUAAAAAAAUAUCCAUUCCAGUAAUGUGAACCCAUGUAGUGAGCUACGAGUAUUUUUUUCAUACGGCUCCUAAUAUGAAGUCUUUUAUUUGUAUCCUCUAGGUUCUGUUUAGACAAUGUUUGAAUUCUAUCCUAUUUGUUUAGGUCCUCUAAAUGUUGAUAGGCACUGAACAUUUUUCAGAUCACUACAUGCACCUUCCACUAUCAAUGUUCAUUUGUUCUAACAUACAUUGUGCAUGUUGCUAUAAUUAGGAGAAUGCAUGGUUUAAUACGUUUUAAUUAAGAGUAAGUUAUCUCAGAUAAUGUUUAUAGACUUCUCGAAAGACGCAUUUCUUUUAAAUGGGGGCCAACAACCAAGGUACUCUGUUUUCACUGACACAAAUUGUGUCAUUAAAAAGAAAGUCUCCAAAUGUUUUUACUUAAUUGCAAUGUUCAUUGUUUGGGAAGCAUAUCUUAUUUCCCCUCAUUAAUUGGUAUAUUACACAAUAUAUAAAAACAUGGAUAUGCCAGGAUGGAAGAAGGUUUUUGGUUUUUUUGCAUGCUGAUAAAGAAAAUGUUCAAUUUUGAGUACAAAAGGGUAUUGCAUAUUUCCCUUCAUUGCGAGUAUUCAUAUUCUCCAAUAUUUAUUUCAUGCAUGAAUCACUAAUUUCUGGUAAUGCAAUAUUAUUUUGCUUUAGUUGAGGAUGUUAUUAUGGAAUAUGGUUUAUAAAAGGAAAACAACUGAAAGCUUAAUUUUUUAAAAACUAUUUAUUAACAGUAGUAAUCACAACAUGGGUUCUGGUUGAUCACUCAUACAAUAAAUUAAUCUCAUGUAAAUAUGCCCAUACUAAAUGUCACAAGAACAUACUAUAAUGUUGCUAUUUCUUCUAAUACCCAUUUGAUGUUAUAUAUAUAUAUAUAUAAUGGUGAAAAAAGAUUUACAUUUACACGUUUUAGUAGGCAUCUCUGUGCCAAUCACUCAGAAAAAUUAUUGAAUUUAAGAUCUCAGAAUGAAAGCGAUUUAGAAAUUUAAAUUGCAUUAAAGGACCAUUCUAGUCACCCAGACCACUUCAGCUCAAUGAAGUGGUCUGGGUGCCAGGUUCCCCAGGUUUUAACCCUGCAGCUGUAAACAUAGCUGUUUCAGAGAAACGGCUAUGUUUACAUUGCAGGGGUAAUCCAACCUCUAGUGGCUGUCUUCCUGACAACAGCUAGAGGCGCUUCCCCGACUCUCAAUGCAAAAAUCGCAUUGAGCAUGCAGAACGUCCAUAGGAAUGCAUUGAGAAAUGCUUUCCUAUGGGUGUUUUUUGAUGCGCGCACGGCUCUUGCCGCGCAUGCAAAUUUGGCUCCACUUUGGAGCUGACGUCAGAGUGGGAGGAGAGGUCCCCAGCGCCGAGGGAGCCUGGCGCUGGGUAAAGGUAAGUGGCUGAAGGGGUUUUAACCCCUUCAGCCCAGCGGGAGGGGGGACCUAAGGAUUAUAUAGUGUCAGGAAAACAAGUUUGUUUUCUUGACACUAUAGUGGUCCUUUAAGAUACAGUCACUGUUCCCCAUGUUCUGCUGCAAUAAGAUUGUACUUUUCCACAGUGGCUAUCAUGUUAGAACUUAAAUUGCUAGAACUUCAAAAUUUGCAUGUAUCCCUGUGUGAAAACAAGGGAUCUCUAGAGUGGUUUGAGAAUUGGUUCUGUACAAUAAGACAUCUUACGUGAUUAUCCCACGUACCAUAUUCUAUAUUUCAAGUGGAAUAGAGUGUGCCUAUUUAAUUGGAUGAAGCCCUCAACAACAAAUACAGACCAAUUAGAAAGUAAAAUUAAUUUUCUAAAACAAUCAGUUAUUAACACUGACGACUCACGUUAGUGUCACCUUUUAAAGUUUAUGCUGUGUGACACAUGCCAUGCAGAAAAGCCUGUAUGAUUCCGAUCAAAACAAUGUAUUCAAGGGUAUGUAUUAUAUUAUUAAGCAGAGAUGAAUUUGCACAUUUAAUCAAUGUAGAUCAGAGUAACCAUUUUUUUCAUGGGAGCUCCAGUUUAACAACAAAUUGGAAAGGCUACCUGUUCGUUUCCCUUUGUCUGGGAAAAACAUAUCUGUAUUUGCUGUUGUAAAAAUGUGGCAUAUUUGAUAAGUUUAAUGUUUUGAACAGUUUGUUACAUUGCUGGUAUAUUUUGGCCUAAUGCCAUAGAAUAGGAAAGAGUAGCUUACAAUAUUAGCAAUAUUACCGAUGUGAGUCUGCUCUUCCAUUGUAUUCUGUAAGUUUCAUUGGUGAAUAAAGGUGCCUUAUAUUUGUAAA